AACACAAGCACGAUUAACACAAUAUUAAUGUCAGCAAGGUAAGCUCGCUGCUGCCGGGACUCGGAUCACUGGAAGUGGACCAUGGCGGCUGCCACGAGCAGCAACACAUCCACAGCCACGCUACAGAUAAAACAUUCCAGUAUCGAGCAUACACGGAAACGCAUAGACCCGAGGAGGAGGCAAGCGGCGCUGUCUUUUCUCAGCAACAUUUCUCUAGAUGGGCGACCCGUGCAAGACGACGCAGACAAUCACAAUGAAGAGGAUAACUCUCUUGAAGCUAGGACUAGACACAGCCUGGUUUCUCCGGAGCGCUCGGCGGCGUAUGGGGCUCCUGGCGGGGCCGGAGCUGCUGCUGCUGCUGCUGCUGCCGCCACGGCCGCCCAGGCGCUCGCCUUUGCAAACCAGGCUCUCCUCGCCAGCAGCCGGGGCAGUUUUGGGACGGGUCCCGCAGCUGCCCCAGCUGGCACAGACACAGAGGGCGACGCUUUCUUGCCUUCUACGUUCAGCUCGCCUUUCUCCGCGGUCCCAGUCUCGACUAGAGGGAGGCUGCAGACGUACACUCAGGGAAUCCUACCUGCCCCUUACUCCAGGCAAGCCUCCCAGAACUACUGCCUGGACGGAGGACAGAUAGCCAACUCUGCCAUAGAGCUGCAGAGGUCAAGACGAAGACUCAUCUCUCAGCGCUCUUCCCUUGAAACGCUCGAGGACAUUGAAGAGAAUGCUCCUCUACGCAGAUGCCGAACCCUAUCGGGUUCACCUCGACCAAAGAGCUUCAAGAAAGUCCACUUCAUAAAGAACAUGAGGCAACAUGAUAUGCGCAACGGAAGGAUAGUCCUUAUCAGUGGCAGAAGAUCCUUCUAUAGUGUAUUUUCUGUCCUGCCCUAUCGAGAUUGUAGCCAAGCAGGGGAUGUAAAGCUGGAAGGAGGGCGUCAACGACACCCUUCAGGAGGGGUCAGUGCCAAGGAGAUGGUCAUUGGGCUGGAGGGAGUGGAAUUAGGAGCUGAUGGAAAGACUGUGUCCUACACCCAGUUCUUAUAUCCUACUAAUGUGCUGGGUGGCCGAAGAAACACUAUCGACUCCACGUCGUCCUUCUCUCAGUCUCGCAACGCCAGUCACCGUAGCCUCAGUUUGGGACGAGCCAACAGCAACCAGAGCAGCCUAGACACAGGGAAUGAUCUGGUUGACUUCCGCGAGUACGACCCCAAUCUUCUGGAUGACCCCCAGUGGCCCUGCGGAAAACACAAGAGAGUUCUCAUCUUCCCCUCGUACAUGACCACGGUCAUUGAAUACGUCAAACCCUCUGACCUCAAAAAGGACAUGAACGAAACCUUCAAGGAGAAGUUCCCCCACAUAAGACUAACACUGAGCAAGAUUAGGAGCUUGAAAAGGGAGAUAAGAAAACUAGCCCAGGACGAAUGUGCUUACGAGGAACCGACAGUUGCAAUGGCUUUCGUCUACUUUGAAAAACUUGUUCUUCAAGGCAAACUAAACAAACAGAAUCGCAAACUCUGUGCUGGAGCUUGUGUGCUUUUGGCAGCCAAGAUUGGUGGCGAUCUCAAGAAGCACGAAGUGAAGCUGCUAAUAGAUAAACUGGAGGAGAGGUUCAGAGUGAACCGCAGAGAGCUGAUAGCCUUUGAGUUCCCUGUCCUGGUGGCACUGGAGUUCAAUCUGCACCUGCCAGAGCAUGAGAUCAUGCCCCACUACAGACGCCUGCUGCAAACUUCCUAGCAUUAGUGACCCAUCAGGAGGAUGACCAUCAAGUUCUCCUCCUGAUCUUCUGGUUCCUACAGUAUCCAUCCUCCCGCUUCUGUCCUCAUCCCCGUCCCUAUCUGACAGCUUCAAGGUACCCCUGGCAGCCGCUCAGCUGCAGCCACUCAUCACUACCGUCAACACUCUCCUUCCUCUCAGAGACCUGAAAUCAGCCAAAGGGACACACAUUUUCAAAACUUAUUUGACUUCUAUAUUCAUCACUACAAAGACUUCUGAAAGAAAGGGUUAAACUGUCUGCAAAUCAAGUUGUUUUUUCUAGUUUGCAUGUUUCCCAUCUCUUCAUCUUCACUUUGUAUAUUUUAGACCUCUCUUGUUGAUUAAGAGAGUUUUUCUGUUUGAUUGUGAUGGUGGAUUUUUUUUUCUGUUAAAAGCAACAAAUGAUUGUACCAUUUUUUUAUCAUCUCUUUUGAUUAAUCGCCUUUGUGUAAACUUUGGUAUGAUUGGUUGCCUCCUGGCCUGCAUAAGAUUUAAACAAAGCCUUUUUAAGUGGCUGGAUUUGGCUGGACUGUUAUUCUACAGAGUGACUCAUCUUUUCGCAAGUCAUCGUCUUAAAAAGUGCACUUUUUUCAAUAUUGCGAGAGACACUUGGGGGUUGGGGGAAUUUUUUUUUCAGACUUUUAAUGAGCUUGGGAACUGACCCUGAAAAAUAAGCUGUGUUCAUAAGCACCACACACAUCAUUCGAAUGGACAUUUUCAUUGUUUUUCCCGAUUUUCCAGCCACAACUACCCGCAUGAAAAGUAACUAUUGUUUGUACACAGGUACUUGCAGACAAGAUGGGACUUCCUAUUUUCAUUGAAGUAUUCCAUUCAUUUUCUACCAGUCAAAUGCUUCCUAUGGACUUACAGUGACCAGACCCACUUUUAUCAGUGUUGUAUUCCCUGUGCUCUAUGUUAGAGUGUAUUGCUAGCACAUUUACAGUGCUGUAAUGGGGUCAGGAAGGUAGUUCUUGUUCAUGAGUGCUAAAAUGCCAUUAACCAGUGAUCAGGAUUUGGUAUUUAGAACAGCAGAGUGCUCUAGUGUUGAAAGAGAGAACGUCUUUCACCUGUUGGAUGCAGGUUAAGAUCCUGUACCAGAAAUGAUCCUCCCUGCUGAAAUGUCUUAGAGCAAGCCUCCGAGUCCCAGCAGGAUUCAGGGACUCUGCUGUUGAGCUGAUCCUGACCUCUGACCUCUCUGGAGAGGGGAACUCAAAACGAGAUCCCAACAGGGAUCAAUGACAGGUCACUCAUUUGCAGUGAACGUGAAUCAGCAUUUGUUGAUUUGAAAUCUAUUUAAAAAAUAAAAAAAACAUUGCAAAUUGACAACUUUAACAAUGAACAAUGAGACCAAUUUUUUAAAGUAUUAAUCCAUUUAUUUGGCAUGUAUGUAUCUCAACUUGAUUUUCUUUUUUUGUAUUACCUUGAAAUGUUCUGGACUGAAUUGUGUGGUACACAGUACAACAG
Scomber japonicus (chub mackerel) is the source of this 3210-nucleotide messenger RNA. It is a transcript of the gene cables1, whose product is annotated as Cdk5 and Abl enzyme substrate 1. The transcript is spliced from 10 exons. NCBI's taxonomy places the organism in Eukaryota, Metazoa, Chordata, Actinopteri, Scombriformes, Scombridae. Bases 82 to 1728 code for a protein of 548 amino acids. The record is from RefSeq and is a predicted model, not a curated record. Gene Ontology annotation, biological process: regulation of cell cycle; nervous system development. Gene Ontology annotation, cellular component: cytosol.